Molecule: messenger RNA, 312 nt
Organism: Phytophthora nicotianae INRA-310
Lineage: Eukaryota; Oomycota; Peronosporomycetes; Peronosporales; Peronosporaceae
Exons: 3
Coding region: 1-312 (103 amino acids)
Source: RefSeq, a predicted model, not a curated record
AUGCGGGGCACACGAUCGCAUCCUGCGACCACAGCUGCGGUCUUGCCUCCGAGCUGGAAUGGUGAAACCAGUGACACGGGCACGGCCACGCCACCUUGGCAGACACCUGCGCAGCUGACGAAGACGAUAUGCGACCUCCACCAGCUCACGACUUGCCGUCUGCAACUCGGCGGUGCGCCAGUCGGACUACAUCCUCGUCAGUUCUCCUGGAGACGCCUCCCCAAUUUCCACGUUGAUCUAUACCAAACGCCCAGCGCCAAAGCUCCACUCGCAAUCAAGGAUAUCAGGGCGUUGCAACCUGGUGUCACAUGA